AGUACGGGCAGAAUGCGGUCACCACAGGUAGUUAAAGUGUUGAGGAUAUAGCUGUAUAUUGCCCGCUUCCUGGUGGAGGAAUGGUGCUGGUGAGUUGUGGUGGCGAUGAUGCUGAGAUGUUUUUGCUGGAAGUCCCAGACUUCCUGGUGCGCCCACCCACACUUGGCACUCACUCACUCACUCGCUGCUGGAUUCCCUGCCGGAGAGAGCGGAGAGCGCGGAGAGCCGCGGAUGGGAAGACAGCGAAGAAACGCGCUGAAGCAUGAAUGCAAAUCCACAGCCCGAACCUGACUGGAACGUGGGCUCCGGCUCCAGCCCGGGGGAGGGAGGGAGGGAGGGGGAUAUCCCCUCAGAACACAAAAUCUUGGCUCUGGAAAAGCGUAAAAUCAGCAGCUUUGUGUCAGUGAAGAAUAAAUAAGCCCGAGGUCCCGGGAUUGAUCUUGCACGUGCAGCUCUGUUUCAGCAGGAAGAUUAUUUCCCAGUGACUACAUUGGGAACAGUCCUGUGUUAAAAAACACAAUCCGUGUGAGGAGUGACUCGACUGUGGGAGGCAGCGGUGGAUUAGCGACGGCGAGUGACUUGGAUUGCGUCUGUAGAUGCUGCUAGACUCCGGACUGAAGUGUUUCCCAGGAAUGCUGACGGACUGGGAUGGACGUGGCGAGAGAGACUGGAAGGGGGCAGCUGGCUUUCCGUGUCCACAGUAAACCACGCGAGGUAUCACAGCCCACACUCCUUAGAAGGAUGUGAUCGAUUUGGCCGAUGAGUGUGGCAGGCUUGAAGUUCAGAGAAUGAGCUCCCUAAAUGAAGUGUGGAACUCCGCUAACCUGACCGCCUCCUCUCCUGCACCUUUCCUGGACAACCUCAGCGCAUUGGGCACCAAAGCCCUGGCAGCACUGGCGAACAGAUCCGGCUCCUGUAACCUCACCCUGGCCCCCGAGCCCCUACACAACCAAGGCUGCAGCAACAGCAGUGGCAGCAGCAGCAGCAGGAAGGACAAGAACUGGGCGGCCCUGCUGAUUGUCAUUGUGAUUAUCCUCACCAUCGGUGGGAACACUCUGGUCAUCGUGGCCGUGUCACUGGAGAAAAAACUACAGAACGCCACCAACUACUUCCUCAUGUCCCUGGCGAUAGCAGACAUGCUGGUGGGGAUCCUGGUCAUGCCCGUGUCCCUCAUCACCGUCCUGUACGGAUACCUCUGGCCGCUACCUGUCAAACUUUGCCCGAUAUGGAUUUAUUUUGAUGUAUUAUUUUCAACUGCAUCUAUCAUGCACUUGUGUGCAAUAUCUUUAGAUCGCUACAUUGCGAUUCGGAAUCCUAUCCAUCACAGCCGCUUCAACUCCAGAACAAAGGCAUUCCUGAAAAUAAUUGCCGUUUGGACAAUCUCAGUUGGUGUUUCAAUGCCCAUUCCUGUUUUUGGACUUCAAGAUGCUUCCAAGGUGUUUAAGGAUGGCAGUUGUUUCCUCACAGACGAGCACUUUGUCCUGGUGGGCUCCUUUGUUGCAUUCUUCAUCCCACUCACCAUCAUGGUAGCGACCUACUUCCUGACCAUCCGAGUGCUGCAGCAGGAAGCCACUUUAUACUCAGACGAGUUGAACCCCAAACCCAAGUGGACGAACUUUCGAAUGUUUCUUCAGAAAAGCCCGCUGUCAGCCAACUCGACCGUCAAAGCAGCCAUGUUAAAGAAAUACGACAGUAAGGGGACAUCUCCUCAGAUAAUGUCUUGGUGUUCCUCAGAUAAUAAAUUGGGACCUUCAGGGAGGAGGUCCAUGCAAUCAAUUACUAAUGAGCAGAAGGCUUCCAAAGUACUUGGCAUUGUGUUCUUCCUAUUCGUUGUGAUGUGGUGUCCUUUUUUUGUGACCAACGUAAUGUCCGUCAUCUGUAUAGACGUUUGUGAUAAAGAACUGAUUGAAGAGCUCCUCAGCAUCUUCGUCUGGGUGGGCUACAUCUCUUCUGGUAUUAAUCCCCUUGUCUACACGCUUUUCAACAAGACUUACCGCUCAGCUUUCUCUCGGUUCAUUCACUGCCAAUACAAGGAAGAGAAGAAGCCCACGCAACAAAUCCAGGUCAGCAUGGUACCGACCCUCGCAAGCAGCAAAGAUAAACUGCAGCUCUCCAGCACGGAGAGUCUGAAACAUGGUGCAAAACUGAGGAGUCGUGUACCUUCUGCUGAAACCCUGGGAGACAACAAUCAGGAGACACCGCAGAUGGGAACUGUUUACAUUGCAGAAAAAGUCAGCUAUGUUUGAGUGCAGCCGUCAUGAAAUAGCAAAUGUCUUCAGAAUGGUUAAUGAAACAGAGAGUAAUGUGACACAUCUUCCAAAGCUGUUAUGUUGCAAUGUAAACUGUGCAAACUGUAACCCAAUACAUAAUGUCUUCAGUGCCUUUAAUCCACAGUACAGGGAGCUUGGCACAGUUGCAUUUUCCAGUGUGGAAACUAUUAAGAGUAAGUACUUCUUUAGUUUGGCUAUUACACCGCAAGUCAUUAUAAAGAAUUCCACAUAUUUAAUCGUGAAAUGCUGUGGACAAUUUAGUAUUUAUGAUCACUGAUUCUAACUAAGAGAUUCAGAUUUAUGUCCCUUGCGUUCUCAAAAUAUGCCGUAGCUCAUGGUAUAAUUAUUAUCAUCUCUGUCCUAAGCUGGUUAGGGGGAGGAUUGGGCAACUAUACAGACGAGCACCCGUGUUUGACUGAGGCAAUUGAUCCUGCAUGUGUUCCUGCUGAUGGGAGCCCGUAUAUAACAGCACAGUGACCCAAAGGGGAGACAUAAAGUCAGUGUGCACAUCUGUGGGAUUUCAUGUUGAGUUAUCCGUGCAAUCUUAGUUUAUCUGAUCUGCCCAGCAUGCACAUGUUUAAAAACGAUGUUAAUAUGGAGAUAUGCAUUCUGAUCAGCUGCAAGAUCCAUGUUCAAACUCAUUUUGGGGACUUUUUUCUUUGGAGUGUAGGAGGCUGAGGGAUGAUCUUAUUGAGGUGUACAAUUGGCUUACAGUGAGAGGGGAGAGAUUUAAAGUGGACCUCAGGGGGCAACUUUUUCAUGCAGGCGAUAGUCCACAUCUGGAACGAGAAAAAGGUACCGAAGUGGAUACAAUCAGAAAUUUUGAAAGAGAUUUGGACAGAUGUAUGGAUAGGAAGAGUUUAGAGGGCCAUGGGCCAAAUGAAGGCAAAUAGGACUCACCCAGUCUGCUAGGUAGGUUGGCAUGGACAAAGAAGGCAGAAGGGCCUGCUGUAAAGCUCCAUGACAGCAAGAAUUAGAAGAGUUACAGCAGGGUUUUGAAUACCCUAUAACUGCAGCAAGGGCAGCUGCUUUUUUGAGUUGUUUGAGCAAUAAUCCAUCUCUUUAGAAGCUCUAUUGACUUGUUGAAAACAAAUGCAUUGAUUUUUAAAGUGUUAUAAAAAAAGAGAAUCAGUGUUAAGCAUUAACGCUCAGAAAAUCUUUAAACAAGAAGAGAAUGUUGGAAGUUGACAAAUCACCCCAGAUUGUGCUUUGAUGAUUAAAUGGUUCAGGGUUCUAUGUACACAAACUUUUUUACAUGCUUCAUUGUUUUUGCAUAUACAGGUGCACAACCUUUUAUCCGAAAGCCUUGGGACCGGACACUUUUCGUAAUUCAGAAUUUUUCGGCUUUCGGAAUGGAAGAUUUUUAGCGUAGAUUUUAACGCUGGCGCAGUGGUAGAGUGCUCGGCUCAUAUCCGCAAGGUCGCGAGAUUGCGCCUCGAUCCCGGCAGUUACUCGAUCGCGAGUUUGAGUCUUCAAUGUAGAUUUUUCUUGCAGAAUAGGAGAGAAUAGGGAGGGUUAGGCUGGGAUCAUUCUCUGCGAGAUGAUCUUAGUGCGGGUGACAAGUGUAGGAGAGGUGUACUGACUGUGUGGGCAGAACUUUGGAAGUGAUUGCCCACCAUUCUCAAAAGCCGCUGUGUCUCCCUGUCCCUCCAACUCCAGAGGAAUCCGCUCCCCGAUGGGCCGCUACGGCGACAAGUGGCAGUUCGCCCACAGCCCGAGCUGCGCCCCCUCAUCCGCAACCCGGGUUCCUCUGGAGUUGGAGCGGGGCUGGGCUAGAGUUGCUGCUGGCUGUGAGUCUCUGGGAUCUCCGUGCUUGCAGUCGGUGUCCCGUUGGUCCUGACGUCUCCAGCCACCCCCCUGGACUGGAGCUGAGACUGGGAACUGUACCGCCCUUGCUCCCUCCCUCUGCAACUGCAAAUAACCCCACAGUUCCCAGUCUCAGCUCCUGUACAGGGGGGUGGCCGGAGAUGUUGCAGCCCGAGCUGCGCCCCCUCAUCCGCAACCCCAAGACCAAGACGCACCUUGCACACCAUCAGCUUCUGUCCCUACGGGGAGCGUGUUCCUCUGGAGUUGGAACGGGGCUGGGCUGCUGCUGGCUGUGGGUCUCUGGGAUCUCCGUGCUUGCAGUGGGCCUGGGGGCCGGUGUCCCGUUGGUCCUGACAUCUCCGGUGACUGGCACUGGCUCCGACGUGAAGACAGUGCAAAGCCCCCGCGCAGGUGCAAUGGGCGGGGAGCUGGAGAGGGGAGGGAAGGGGUCACACACAUGGCCGGGAAGCAGAGGGGUGUAGGUGGGGUGAAACUGAAGGGAGCGACAAUUUGCUGUUGCCUGCCCGCUGAGUUAAAAGGUUCCCACGCAAGACUCACGAUACACUGUGUAUCGUGAGUCUACCGUGGGAACUUUUUAACUCAGCGGGCAGGCAGCAGCAGAUUGUCAAUUAUUAACCCUCCCGCGCAAUAUACCCUCACCUUCUCUUUUAUGAAUGGGGAUUUAGUUCCCCUUUCUUCGAGGACCGACCGGAGGUUCCGCUGUCACCUCUGCGGGCCGCCCUCGGUGAACGUCUUCAAGGACCUUUCUUCAAGGACCGAAAAAAUGUCGCUAUUCGGAGCUUUUCGUUAUUUGGAACUUCGGAUAAAAGGUUGUGCACCUGUACUGGUAAACUAAGGAACAGCAGUCUCUGGACACCUUCUACAGAGUCUCCUCACUUAUCCCAGCAGUUUAAAUUCCAAAAAUGCAAUCCACAUGAAUAACAUCCCAAUAACACACAGCAGAAUGAAUUUAUGUAUUUGGGUUUAUAUUUGCAUCUUGUUGCAUUAACACAUCAGUACAUCAGACUGGUGAAGGUUACUGGGAUACACUGUUACUGCCACCCUGAAUGAAUGCCUCAAAGGCCUGAUGUGCAAUUGGCCUGAACCGAACUCCCUGAGCAAGAUUGUGAUUGUUCCAAGGUUUAUUUUAACCUUGUGGGGUUAUCACUACCACCCUUUGCCCAUUUAUGAUAGCUAUAUUCUCCAGACAAAGUCCUGAGACUCUACACAGCAUGACAGUCAUGCAUGCAGUGGUGGCCUGAAAGCCUUACUCACUGAGUGCUCCCUGUUGAGGAGAAAUAUGCCUCUUCCAGAUGACCAGACCAAUUCAGACAUUGCUAUUGGGAUACUUGCACAUGGCACAGACUCUUUAAAGAUGGCAGCAUUUUUAACCAAUAUCAAAUGUUUUUAAAAUAACUGUAAAAUAAAAUGCAUUGGGAUUAACAAACGUAAUAUGCUGUGUCCCCCGUUGUCUCCUGUUGCCUGCUUUGAAGCGCUGGAACAGUUCCUAGCCGCCCCGAUUCCUGUGCAACCAACGUGUGAUGUGCUGAGAUUACACAUCUCCUCGCUGCACUGUUUUUGAAUUGUGUACAAAAUCGAGAAUUGAAUUCUGUGGCUUUAGAUGUGUAUUUCAACUCCGAAUGUUGCAAUAAAAACAUUUUAAGAACCCAGUGCCUGUCAUGAGAGUG
Molecule: messenger RNA, 5764 nt
Organism: Leucoraja erinaceus (little skate)
Lineage: Eukaryota; Metazoa; Chordata; Chondrichthyes; Rajiformes; Rajidae
Product: 5-hydroxytryptamine receptor 2A-like
Exons: 3
Coding region: 789-2246 (485 amino acids)
Biological process (GO): chemical synaptic transmission; G protein-coupled receptor signaling pathway, coupled to cyclic nucleotide second messenger
Cellular component (GO): dendrite; plasma membrane
Molecular function (GO): neurotransmitter receptor activity; G protein-coupled serotonin receptor activity
Source: RefSeq, a predicted model, not a curated record